Paramuricea clavata is the source of this 360-nucleotide messenger RNA. The record is from the annotation of a GenBank genome assembly. Lineage: Eukaryota; Metazoa; Cnidaria; Anthozoa; Malacalcyonacea; Plexauridae.
AUGGCACACAAAUCUUGUAUCCUUGAUCCUAUUCCUGCUAAGAUCUUAUUGGAAUGCUUGACUGAUUUGCUACCGGUAAUUACGAACGUAAUUACUAAUUCAUUAGAAACAGCUAUUGUACCUAGAAAUCUAAAAUGCGCGGCUCUGGAACCAAGGUUGAAGAAAGAUAACAUGAACACUGACGAAUAUUCCAGCUUUCGACCAAUCUCAAAUCUUAAGUUUGUGUUUAAAUGCCUAGAGAAAGUGGUGGCAACUCAGUUAGGUAAACACAUCAUGAGAAACAACCUGGGUAAAUCCCUCCAAUCUGGAUACAAAAAACACCAGCACUUAGACAAGCAAUUGACAAUCAAAAUUCAGUGA